AUGGGAGACUUCAAUGCUAUAACCAGUUCAAAUGAGAGGUUUGGUGGUUCACAGAAGUGGAGCUCUUCAAUGUCUGACUUGAAAGAUUGCAUUCAACAGGCUGAGCUUGAGGGUUUGAAAUACAAUGGUUUAUUGUAUACUUGGAACAACAAAAGCUUGGGGGAUGCAUGCAUAGCUAGGAAGAUUGAUAGAGCUUUGGUAGUCCAAAAAUUGAAAAAACUCAAGCACAUUCUCAAAUCAACCUGCAGGAAAGAAUUUUCUGAUGUUGGGUCAAGGCUGGAUUCUGUAAAAUUAGAGUUGGAUUCAUGUCAAACUGAUCUUGACAAUUGCCCAAAUGAUAUCCACCUAAGACAACUAGAGAUGGCUCUUAUUGCUGAGUAUUUGAGGUUGGGGAAGGUUCAGGAGGACAUGUUAAGGCAAAAAUCAAGGAUGAUUUGGCUGAAACUAGGAGAUUCCAACUCUUCUUACUUUCACAAAUCCCUUGCCUCCAGAAUUAACAGGAACAAAAUUGUCAGUCUCACAACUGCAGCUGGGGUGGUCAUUGUUGAUCCAGAGGCCAUCAAACAAGAAACAAUCUCUCACUUUCAGAGAUUACUAGGAUGUUCCAUCCUUCUUACUUAUGGCCCAUCUGAUUUAUCCCAAUUCAUUACCAAAUCAGUGCCUUCCAACUUGCUCAGCCUUCUGGAAUCUCCCCCCUCUCCCUUAGAGAUCCAGAAUUGCAUGUUGUCACUCAAUAGGGAUAAGGCUCCAGGCCCGGAUGGUUAUAAUGCACUUUUCUUCCAAAAGACAUGGCACAUUGUGGGGAACUCAAUUAUUAAGGCCAUCUCUAAAUUCUUCAGGAAUGGGAAGCUCCUUUCUGAGAUCAACUGCACUUACAUUUCACUUGUUCCAAAGUGUUCAAAUCCCUCAUUUCUCAAUGACUACAGGCCAAUAUCCUGUUGCAACAUCAUCUACAAGUGUAUAGCAAAAUUGUUGGCUUCCAAGCUUCAACUUACCCUUCCUCAUAUCAUUGACACUACUCAAACAGCUUUUGUCCAAGGCAGAAAGAUCACUGACUCCAUCCUCCUUGCACAUGUGCUUUUAAGAGGUUAUCACAAAGACAUUGGCCCUCCUAGGUGUGCUAUCAAAAUUGACCUUAUGAAAGCUUUUGACUCUAAGGGCAGUUUGCCUAUUAGACAUCUCGGGGUUCCACUGAUCACUACAAACCUUAAGAGCUCUGAUUGUAGAACUCUCAUUGAAAGAAUCACUCACAGGAUCUCUCACUGGUCUGCCAGAUCCCUUUCCUAUGCAGGUCGUUUACAGCUUCUUAAAGCUGUCCUUGUCUCAAUUCAGCUCUAUUGGUCUAGUAUUUUUGUCCUCCCAAAAAGUGUAAUCAAUGAGCUGAACAAGAUCUUCAGAUCUUUUCUUUGGUCAGGACCAGAAUUGAAAUCUACAGGGUCAAAAGUUGCAUGGUAUAAUGUCUGCAGGCCCAAAGCUGAGGGUGGCCUAGACAUCCCCAACCUUGAGGUUGCAAAUAGAGCUGCUAUUCUUAGAUAUAUUUGGGACCUUCAUACAGACAAUUCAGACAGAGUAUGGAUCAAUUGGUGCAGAAUUUACCUCAUAAAGAAUAGAAGCUUUUGGAGCUUGAAGAUCCCCCAGCCUUGCUCUUGGAGCUGGCGAAAAAUUCUUCAGCUGAGGCAUCCAGCUAGACUCAUCAUCAAGCAUAUCAUCGGCAAUGGAAUGGAUACCAACUUUUGGUUGGAUAAUUGGUCUCCAGCAGGUCCUCUCAGCUUAUGUUUUCCUUCCCACAUCCUCUCAAACUUGGGAGCUGAUGAGUUCACUCCUUGGUCAUUCCCCCAUUCACUCUCCAAUGCCGUUCCUGAACUUCUUGCUCUUCCUCAGCCAUGCUCAACCAGAAAAGAUAAGCUAAUUUGGUUAGCAUCCCCCUCUAGUACCUUUAAUCUCAAACAUACCACUCUCCAUCUUGCAAGCAACGGUGAUCAAAUUGCUUGGUGCAACCUUGUAUGGUGCUCUCCCACAAUUCCAAGGAUGAAAUUCAACAUGUGGUUGGCAGCCCAAAGCAGACUUCCAACCCUCGACAGCAGAGCAAUGGCUAGUCAUGAUAACAUAUGUGCUCUAUGCAAUUCUGAGCCUGAAUCCCACUCCCACCUCUUUUUCAGAUGCAUCUUCUCCUCACCAUUAUGGAAAUUCAUACAAGAUAGGUGCAAAUUCUACAAACCAUUCCUCUCUUGGGAGGACAUGAUUCUGUGGAUUAGCCACCGAUGGAAGGGAAGCUCUCCAAUCAACAUGCUUCGGAAGAUAUGCCUCUUAGCCAUGGUGUAUCACAUAUGGGAAGAACGUAACAAUCGAAUCUUCAAAGGCAAAUCGUCUUUGCAGAGAUUGGUGUUGACUAAGGUCAGCAAUACAAUCACAAGCAUUCCCCAAUUGCGCUGCCUUAAGGAUUGUGAAACAUCUAGAUCUAUUUUGCAGUCUUGGAAUUUGUCUCCGGCAUGCUGUCGUCCUCCUCCGAGACCGCUGGAUUAG
Cornus florida is the source of this 2523-nucleotide messenger RNA. RefSeq lists its product as uncharacterized. Bases 1 to 2523 code for a protein of 840 amino acids. The transcript has 3 exons. Lineage: Eukaryota; Viridiplantae; Streptophyta; Magnoliopsida; Cornales; Cornaceae. The record is from RefSeq and is a predicted model, not a curated record.